ACCUCCCGCCAGCUCGAGAAACCUCCGGACUUCCUCGGAAUCGUGCGUGACAAUGCGAAUAUCGAAACCCUUGAUCCUAUUCAUCGAUGCCUACGACAGCUUCUCGAACAACAUCAUAUGCCUUCUUGAAACGACACUUAAUGUCUCCGUCCGCACGAUCAAAAUCGACAACCCUGCCCUAGCUACUGACGAAGCUUUACAAAACGAAUUAAGGCACUAUGCUGCGGUGGUAUGUGGCCCUGGUCCGGGACACCCGGGAAAGAAAGAAGAUAUCGGGAUUAUGAGGAGAAUUUGGAGGCUGAAGGAAGAACAGUUGCUGCCAGUGUUGGGAAUUUGCCUGGGAUUUCAGAGUUUAUGCUUGGAGUUUGGGGGACAGGUGAAGAGGUUGAAGGGGCCACAGCAUGGAAUUAUUCGGAGGAUCAGACAUGUUGGAGAAUAUGGGAAGGGGGGGCAACAAACUAUUUUUGGCGGGGUUGGAGAGAUCACUGCCACUCUUUACCAGAGUCUGUGUGUGGAUGUUGGUCAAGACAAGACUAAGAUGAGAAGGUGGGAGCCCGAGAUCCCUUGUCCAGAUCUUGUACCAUUGGCUUGGGCCGAGAGCAGAGACUCGUUUCAAGAUGACUCUGGGAUCAAGGACGACAUGGUUCUGGUUGCUGUACGGCACGCGACGAAACCUUUUUGGGCCUUGCAAUACCAUCCCGAGUCGAUAUGCACGAAUAAAGAGAGCAAGCAGGUGGUCAGGAACUGGUUUAAGCAGGCUCAAUUGUGGAACCGAAUACAAAGACAGACACCAAUAUCUCAGAAGGGAACAAUCCAAGGCCAAUAUGCUACUCGAGAAAGCUUGUUAAGUCAAUUCGAGCAGAAGCUCACCCAGGAUCCUGGUAUCCGUUCCCCUGCAGCAUAUUUAAACAAUUUUGGGAGAGCCGACAAGUGUACCGAAGUCAUCUGCCAUUCUCGAACCAUACAAUUCGCAGCAGAUAUUUCGAUUCCGGAUCUCGUUGAAGCUAUCCAAGAUAUGCGUCAAGAUCAAAUUAUUUUGGAAUCUUCAAAUGCAUAUGAGAAAGCUGUUGGGACCGUAGAUGUCCGAGGCAGAUAUAGUAUCAUUGGUUUGGAUGUUGCAGAGAGCACGAGAUUUGAAUACACCAGAGGAACCCACAAGAUCACUCAAAUUCAUCCACGGAAAGGGACUAUUUCUACUGACGACACAAGAAGUUUUGGCGGGAUAUGGCCUUUUAUUGCUCAAUAUUUGGAUGCAAGAAAAGUAGUGGACGGCAACCCUGAUUCACCAUUUUGGGGAGGUUUCAUGGGCUACACGACGUACGAACUGGGACUCGAGGGCAUCGAUGUCAAGCUUCAAAGCAGAAAGGGGCGCCAACAUUGCCGCCCAGAUUUGUGUUUUGCCUGGGUAGAACGAAGUCUCGUCGUCGAUCACGGAAAGAACGUGGUCUAUCUCCAACAGCUUGCUCCGAGAGCAAAUAAUGACUUUGUCAAGACUUGGAUGGAUAGCCUUACAAUUGACCUGCAAGCAGCCGUCGAACACAGCUCUUGCCCGCCCCCAACGACCCGAAUUCCUCACUCCGUCAUCUCAAUCAUGACCCCUCAACCCUCAGUCUACGAAUCCAAAGUCCUGGCUUGCCAAUCCUCCAUUCGAUCUGGGGAUUCCUACGAGCUGUGUCUAACCUCACAAACACACAUCAAUCUCUCCAAACCCGCCUCUACUUCCCCCUCCUGGGCACUAUACAAAACGCUUCGCACCCGGCAACCGGCGCCUUUCUCCUCCUACCUCCGUCUCGGAUCUGCCACUUUGGUAUCCUGCUCCCCAGAACGUUUCCUCUCCUGGACCGCCACCGGCUCCUGUGAGCUCCGCCCCAUGAAAGGUACGGUCCGCAAGUCCUCUGCCGUAUCCACCCUCGCCGCCGCAAAACUACUCCUCGACAUCCCAAAAGAGAAAGCCGAAAAUCUAAUGAUUGUCGAUUUGGUGAGACAUGAUUUGCACGGUGUGUGUGGAAGCGGCAAUGUAAGUGUGCCGAGACUGAUGGUUGUGGAGGAGUAUAAGAGUGUGUUUCAGAUGAUUUCUGUCGUGAAUGGGCAGAUACCGCCUCCGUAUCCGGUUGAGAUGGAGAAAUAUCUGUCCGCUGAGGAAAUUGACGAGGCGGAGCAGAAAAGAUAUACCGGAAUUGAUGUGUUGGCAGCCAGUUUACCGCCAGGAAGCAUGACCGGUGCACCGAAAAAACGCAGCUGUGAGAUCCUUCAGGAUAUUGAAGGUGGUGAAGAGAGAGGGCUGUAUAGUGGGGUUGUGGGGUAUAUGGAUGUCAGGGGACGAGGGGAUUGGAGUGUGACGAUUAGGUGUAUGUUUAAGUUCGAUGACGAGGAUGAAGUUGGUCCCGGAGAAGACCGGAAGGUGAGCGAGGAAAGGGAGACCUGGCAUGUUGGCGCUGGAGGCGCGGUCACGGCGCUGAGUACGCCGGUUGGGGAGAGGGAGGAGAUGGAGACGAAGUUGGCUGGCACGCUGGACCUUUUUAGAUAACUUUUGGGAGACUCACGUCUGGAUUUUAAGGGGAAAGGAGGAGUUUUUGCAUCAUUUUUGCAUUUCGGGGGGAGGAAUACUCAACGUAUUCCAGGAUAUAAGGCAAGGCGUUGGAGACUCAACGAUACCCCACUCGCAAGACGCAACAACCCCGCAUAUAGAAUAAAAUAGAUGAACGUUCUGAAUAAAUCCAUUGCACGCUAGUUAUCAACUGCAUCAAAACCCCCAACCCAAACCCAUUGAAAUUCUUCAGUUCCGCUUUGCUUGCUGAUAUGCUUUAUACGUACAAUACAUCCCUCUCCCGUCCUUCCCACCAUCCGGUAUCCCUUACUCCUCCCUGCUUUCGUCAGGCCAGGUUCUGAAGAGGGACUUAGAAUUCUGACUCCUCUUGAAAGAACAUCCCAAACGCGAUGAUGGUGCCGUAGAUCAGCGCCCCGCCCGUGAUAGACAUCAGCG
Messenger RNA from Hyaloscypha bicolor E, 2983 nucleotides. Its product is annotated as para-aminobenzoate synthase. The transcript has a single exon. The record is from RefSeq and is a predicted model, not a curated record. NCBI's taxonomy places the organism in Eukaryota, Fungi, Ascomycota, Leotiomycetes, Helotiales, Hyaloscyphaceae. Gene Ontology annotation, biological process: L-tryptophan biosynthetic process. The coding region runs from base 53 to 2527 and encodes 824 amino acids.